Molecule: messenger RNA, 564 nt
Organism: Funneliformis caledonium
Lineage: Eukaryota; Fungi; Glomeromycota; Glomeromycetes; Glomerales; Glomeraceae
Source: the annotation of a GenBank genome assembly
AUGGAUGAUGAAGUUGGAUGGGUUGAUGAGGAUGAGGUAAAUCAACUUUUUUUAGUUUUAACUAAAAAUAUGAAAGAACUAAAACUUUCAAAACGUACUUUUUCCAGUGGUAAUUUUGAUGAUGGUUUUUCUGGUGGUGAUGGUUCUGGUGUUGAUUUCAGUGGUGAUUCUUUUAAUGAUAAUUUUGGUAGUGGUUCUUUUGAUGGUAGAGAUAAUUCCAAUGGUGGUUUUUUUGGUGAAGAUGGUUCUAAUAGUGAUGGUUCCAAUAAUGAUGAUAAACUAAAACUCGAGAAUGAAUAUUUAACUCUAAGAUAUAAGCUGCGACUUAAAGCUGCUAAAGCAUUUAUUGAAUAUGGUGACAUUCCUGAAAGUAAUUAUGAAAAACAUCUUAGGAGAAGCAGUAUUCUUGAUGAUGAGGAUGUUCAAUUAAAAGUAACAUCAUAUUUACAACAACACAAAUUUAAUACAACUAUUCAUAAUUUUUGUGAUUAUAUUUCUAAUGAAAUUUUGCCUUCUGUUGGCAUAGAAGAAAAAACUAAAAUCAGUAAAUCUACAGCAAUCUGA